AUUCUGUUUGUAAGUCGGCCAGAUAAGAAUAUAUUACUAUAUAAUUAAAUUACCACAAUUUCUUCGGCCACUAAUGUUAUGUGUGGCGUAAUAGAAAGAAAUGAAGACUGAUAUAGUGUGUGCGUUUCUGAUCAAUGGAUUGUUGGUUACUGCAUUCGCCGCAAAUGACGGAGUGGAUAAUGGCAUACAUAUAACAAUACCAGUUGCGGGCGUGGCAGAGUUCAGCGGCACUGCCCCUGCCACUGGAUCAGUGGCUAUAGCUGCUCAUUCUCCAUGUCCAGAAGUUAUGCUGCCGUUUACUCCUAAUACUCCAGACAAGCUUUUACCGAAAAAUAUUAUGUUCGGAGCUACGUUAGCGGACGCGAUCCUCGCAGAGGCCGGUGAUCAAAUAGACGCUAGAAUGGCAGAAAUUGACGCAUUCAUAGAAAAAGAGUUAGAAAUGAUGGGACCACAAAUGCAAAUAGCAAUGGAAAAUGGAGCAACAUCAGAUAUAGAAAGUGCUCUGGACUCAACUCUUCAGCAAAUGGAAACUGAGAUUUCUACUGAAUUAUCUAAUUUUGAUGAGUUUAUAGAGUCAGAGUUAGCCAAGACUGAAGGAAUGGUCCAAACAGUACUAAGAAAAGUAGAAUUGGAAACUGAACGGACAGAUGAUAAGAUCACACAAACAGUAACAAAAGAAUUGAUGGAACAAGAAGCGUUAGUACAACUGGCAAUGCUUAUCCUACAAUCGUUUGUGGAAUCAAAACUCGCAGAAACAGAAAAUCUAGUUAAAUCAGAGCUAGAAAAGGUAAAUACAUUUGUGGAUACGGAGCUAGAAAAAGUUGACGCUAUAGUAGAGUCUGAAUCGACUAAGAUAAACUUAGCUGUAGAAACAGAACUAGAGAAAACGGAUGCUCUAAUACAAUCUGAACUUUCGGAAAUGGAAUCUGUUGUGGAAUCAAAUCUUGCAAAAACGGAAUCACUCGUAGAAUCGGAAUCAGAAAAAGUUGAUGCAUUUAUCGAAUCAGAAUUGGCAAAGACCGAUGCUUUUGUAAACUCAGAAUUAUCUAAAAUUAAAUCAGUUAUAGAAACAGAAUUGGAAAAAGUUGAAAAGGCAUUGGAAGAUGUCGGUGAUUCGUGUACAAUGAACAGUGAUGGUAAGUGUGUUCCUAUGAUCGAGCCAAUUCCACUAUAUGUUGAGAAUUUUCCAGGACUAGACACUCUGGAUGACGAUGAAUCGUAUACUUCAAUGCUUCCUUACAUUAACACUGGCAGCGCUCCACCUACAAUAGGAACUCGAAACCCGGCCAUAACGCUGAACGAAGCGCCUUACAACAGCCAAUACCUCGGAAGAACAGCACCAGUCCUGUACAACAGGAGGCAGCUUCCAAGGGUGAACGUCGACAGAGAAACAGCGAGAACUAUAGGUAGCAUCAAGCUGUUUGCUAAAUUUCCAUGUCCACCAUUGCAAGCGACAGAAAUAGGUCCGGAUGGAAAGAAAUACAUAUGGAUCAAGAAAAAAUCUGGUGAUAAAGAAAAACCUUCGAGACCAAAACCUGAAUUCCCCGAUUUCUCCGACUUCCCAGAGAGACCUAUAGAAGCCAAUUACGAGGACCCUGAGGAUUUGGGACCUUCAGGUUUCAUUCCUAUUCGUGGUAAAGCGGUUUUUGAGGGCUCAGCACCUGCUUAUGGCUCUGUUAGUAUUACUGGACAUAGUGUUGAAACUUGA
Molecule: messenger RNA, 1708 nt
Organism: Cydia amplana
Lineage: Eukaryota; Metazoa; Arthropoda; Insecta; Lepidoptera; Tortricidae
Exons: 8
Coding region: 101-1708 (535 amino acids)
Source: RefSeq, a predicted model, not a curated record